AUGGCCAAGAUGGGUCGACGAGCUCGCCAGGAUUCCUUUCCUGAGGAGAAUCGUCUCAGCAGGAAGAAUUCCUCUGCCACUUCUACUGGAGAGGGCCCCCCACCUAAACCCCCACGCCGGCAAGGAGGCUGGGCAGAUGAUCCUGUAAUGGCACCUUCCAAAUCAGGACGGAAAACUGCAGAAGAAGUAGAAGAUCAUCGCCUCAGGCAGCAGAGCCUGGAGGGAUCAGAUGAUGGAGGAGAUAUUCCUGUGAUCCCGGACUUGGAGGAAGUACAGGAAGAAGAUCUCGCUAUGCAAGUGGCGGCUCCACCCAGUAUCCAGGUGAACAGAGUGCUGACCUUCCGUGACCUGGACAAUGACCUCAUGAAGUAUGCUGCCUUCCAAACCCUGGAUGGAGAGAUUGACCUGAAGCUUCUCACCAAGGUUCUGGCCCCGGAACAGGAAGUACGAGAGGAGGACGUCCUCUGGGACUGGGACCAUCUCUACAUGGAGGUGUCUUCAGAACUCGUGACUGAGUGGGACGUGGGACAGUCUGAGAGAGAUGAGCCCUUGGGUCAGUCCAAGAAUAUCUGAGCUCUGGUCAGCUCAGCACACAGGCUCAGACAGCUGCAAAUAGUUAGCACUAGUUGUGUUUUUUUUUAAUCAACUCUUGUAUUUGAGAAAAUAUUCCAGAUCUGAAAGUAAAGGAGGUGAGAGCAUGAUAGGAAAGUGGGCUUGACUCCCAGGUAUUUUGUAACAAGAAUAUUUAUUUGUUCUCAAAAUGCCACACUGAAUAAUUUCAAAUACAAAAAAGCAUUUGUUUAAACAAUCGCUUCUAUUUCGCUAGCUCUUCAUCCCAAGAUGUUUUACAAGUUACUGCAGGGAUCUUGUCUGCUGCUGCAGCACUGCACCCUGUUCUGGGAUGGAAACAUGGCAGCUGUUUAACAGCCACACUGGACAACAGGGUAGGACAGGAAAUGAAGAAGAACAUGGCUUCCUAUUGAGGCUGCAAAGGGAGUUUAGGUUGAAUUUGCCCAGGACUCUGAGGUUACCAUCCUUCUCUCACAACAGAUGCCACAAGUGGUCCAGACCGCAGUUUUAUAUCCCAUCCAGAGGUAAUACCUCCAGCAACCCACUGUCCUAUAGCCCUGUGCUUGGAAUAAUAGCUCUUUAUUGAGUCAGAGGGAAGAGCACCACCUACUAAACUGUCAGCAUUACUUCUUGCAGCACCUGCUUUUUCCCCCUGUGGUCUCCCAGGGCUAACCCUGCUUAGUUUGUCAACACAGAGGAACACAUAGCCUGAGCUGAGAUGGUUUAAGGUGAUAGGUAGCUUGUAAAGUAAAUGCUGUUUAUACCACACAUUUGAAAGUGCCAGGCCUGCUGCUGUGAUACAUACACCCUGCUCGUAUCAGUGGUCAUUGUUUGCAGGGAGCUAGUUGCCCUCUAAAGCUUUGUGCUGCUGGAGCUUUUGACUGUGAUCUCUCCCAUGUGGAGCAAGUGUAAACACUCUUCUGUGUGGUGCAGAUGGCUGGGGGAGGAUGAUGCUGCUGGCUUUGUGCUUGGUUGGUAUAUCUUCAUCGUGUUCUGUUCUUACCACUGUGCUAAGAGCUCAACAGGUCCAGUUACCCCUCUGAAUACAGCACAUGCUAAAUCAUAACAUCGGGGCCCACUGAGAGAUGAUGCUGAAGGCAAAAGAGAAGCAGGAUUGAGCCCUGCACCGUGGCCUUAGGUUCGAAGGGCAUGGUAUCAUCUUGGACAAUGGUGCUACUGCACCAUGGGCUUGGGGUGGGAACAGCAGAAUGGCUGAUUCCUGAAAAAUGAAGCUUGGAUAAAUGCUUCACUGGGCAAAGAGUCUUUUUCCAGCUGUCUGGGGUGGUUGCAAUAAAAUGGAUCCUCAGAAACCUUGAGGCUGCAAAA
Molecule: messenger RNA, 1896 nt
Organism: Trachemys scripta elegans
Lineage: Eukaryota; Metazoa; Chordata; Testudines; Emydidae
Gene: IFT43
Product: intraflagellar transport 43
Biological process (GO): intraciliary retrograde transport
Cellular component (GO): intraciliary transport particle A; cilium
Source: RefSeq, a predicted model, not a curated record